UGCCGAUUAAAUUAAACGUAAUUUAGAGAAACAAAAGAAAUUACGUCGCAAUAACAGCUUGAUAUGAAGAGUUGAACUUGCGAUCACUCGACGUUUUCGGAAAAAUAGUGUAUGCAUAAAGGCCGUUUUGGUUUGACUCAAAUACUGCCGUAAUUUGUGGAUCCUCAUUGGAGCAAAAUCUGAGCAAUUGACCUCUUUGAAUUGCAAUUAACAUCAUAUUGAGUCUACCACAGACAAGUUAACUUCCGUUGAAAAUGACGAUUUUAGUGACGUUUUUCCUCAGCUGUUCAGUCAUUAUCGGCAUGAUUGGUGCGUCCGAGAAGUUCCACGAUUGUGACGUGUACAGCGAUGAGGCCAACAUUCCGACCGAGAACACCUACUGCAUAAAGGACUUCGAAGACGGCAAAUUCUACUGUAAAUCCUGGACAUGCGCUGAUCCGGACUGUCCCGAGGAGCAGCAGCUGGCCCAGGAAGGGUCAUCCUGUCCAAUCUGUCCAGAUACCUGCACUAACGGAGGUAUAAUCUUCGACAAAGGUGACAGCAUUAAGUGUGUCGAUGGCUCCAACAAAUGCACCUGUACAGACACCGGGGUGGUUAUUUCCACUCGAAAAGGAACAAAUAAAUUUUGGCUUUGUGGUGUACCUGAAAACUAAAUAUUAAAGAAAUCGUUAAAAUUUUA
This is a messenger RNA of Magallana angulata, 679 nucleotides long. RefSeq lists its product as uncharacterized. Lineage: Eukaryota; Metazoa; Mollusca; Bivalvia; Ostreida; Ostreidae. The transcript has 5 exons. The record is from RefSeq and is a predicted model, not a curated record. Bases 255 to 653 code for a protein of 132 amino acids.